AUGCCCGCUUGUGAAGAUUGCCAUCGACGGAAGACAAAAUGCGACCGACAACGGCCGCGAUGCAGCUCCUGUUUGAGACGUAGUACGCCAUGCUUCUACCCUGAAAAAUCACACUACAGACAACUCCGAGAACGCCAUCUGCAGACAUUAGAGCAAAGAUUACGGACCCUCGAGCACGAGAAUCGGAAUCUGCGUCUUCGGCAAAUCAAUAACAAUGUAUCUGGCAUGUUGUCUCUUGAGUCUCCCGAACGCGAAGGCGAAGGCGAAGAUGGUGUAGAUCAAACCUGCAGGAGCGACACACAACUUGACGCUCACACUCAAGAUUCAACGACGAGCAUCAACGAAACUGACUCACCUGUACCUGCAACACCCAUGGACGCUGCCUCUUCCGCUUCUCCACACAAUCACCUUCCCAAAACCAAACCGAACUCGAUAUAUCUCGGGUCCAGCGCCGGUGUCGACUUUAUAGAUAUUGUAGAAAAUGUCCUAGGUUCCACGGACCCAUCCGGGCCCAUGUUUGCCAAUGUGACAAAUGCAUAUCGAAAGCCCGGCACAUCGACUCCCGUCAAAGUAUUCGCCUCAGACAUUCCUGAAAAAGCUAUUGCAGUGCAAAUGGUCGCGGCUUAUUUUGCACACUGGCACAUUACAUUCCCUUUGAUUUAUCGGCCCUCUUUCUCAAGCUUGGUGGAUCGCAUUUACGACGACCCCGACUUUUACCGCCAAAAUCCUGCUGGUGCUUUUGUCUUUGAUAUCGUACUGGCACUGGGAUCCGCGGCUUCCAAGAGAUUUGAAUGGUCCUUCAAGGAUACAGAGUCGCAUUUCAGACGGGCAACUUCGGCAUUGGACGUUAUUUUGAAGUAUCGCGAUAUUCGGACGGUGCAGGCAUACUUGCUAUGUUGUCAGUAUGGGAUCCAUGCCAGUCUGCGUGAUACGGGAGAGGAGAUGUGGGAAUUAUUGGGGAAGGCUGGCCGUUUGUGCAUCGAGCUGGGUCUUCAUCGUUCAGCAUCCUCACAGCGCUUCGCUAGGCUGGAUAUACAUCUGACCGGCCGUAUCCCCGAGGAGGUGCAAUUGGAGAUGAGAUCGAGAUGUUUCUGGUGCUUUUACUCGCUUGAAAGGUAUGUGAUGUGCAGCCCCGCUCUCCCCGGCAGGGGAUUUCCAACUGACCCAUUGUUCUGUAGGAUUGUCAGUGUCACGCUGGGAAGACCUCUUGUGCCUUCUGACGACGACAUCGACGCUCCACUUCCAUCGAGUUACGAUGACGAUUAUUUAUUACCUAGCUCUCGAGAACCUGGAUGGAACUGGGGUACCAACACAGCUCCGACGACAUCGCCGUUUCUUCUAUUGGUGCAGCUUCGACGGAUCCUUUCUCGGACUCAUCGCUUUCUUCACACCAGUAUCACAUCGCGAGAUCUUCCGUUGCACGACAAACAAGAGAUUCGAAAAGAGCUACUGAUGGAGCUGAGGCAAUGGAAAAGUCAAAUUCCUCAACUUCUUGAUCUCCAGAAACGCACUGAACAAUCAAGCACCUUAUCCGCCUUCACAUUCCAAAGUUGGUACGAGGCCCUCUACCACACCACAGUUCUUUUACUGUAUCGUCCCUCCUCCACAUUUCCCUCUAGAGGCCCUCAGACUUCUUUACUCGAGGACAACGUCCCCAAAGUCAUCUGGGAAUCAUCGCGCGCCACGAUCGCAAAAUACAAGGACAUCCUCCAGGCUCGACGGCUCAAUUACUCUUGGGUCUGUCUCUAUACCAUCUUCAUGGCCGGCCUAGCGAACAUCUACAGCGUCGCUCGCUGUGCGCAGAUGCACAAGUCAGACCCUAUCAGUAAUUCUUCGUUCUUGCCGCCGUUAGUAGAGGCCGUUGCGGAUAUCAGAGAUUGUUCGAACAUUCUGAUCGCCAUCUGCGAGCGCUGGGAUGACGCGCGUAGCUCAUGUGAGAUUUUCUCUCGCCUGAGUAAUAGCGCCAUUGGGGAACUGUAUAAGGCUCACUUGCAGAAUUCGAGACCGGAACAGACUAAUGGUAACUUGAACUCAAUAAAUCCGACCGCCACCACUACUGCUGCUACGUCAACCAGAGACACGUCAUCCCAAGCAGCGGGCCCAAUACUACCAGGUGUUAGCCCACUGGCUCAAGCGCAACUAGAAAUGAUUCCAGACAUUAUGGAUACGACGAAGCAGACGACGGAAAACGUAGAUGACUUUCGGUUGUUUUUCCAGGAUCUACAGACAGAUGUACAUGGGAACGGUUGUGACGGUGCCAAUGAAGUUCUCUUGGGGCUUGAUAUGGAAUGGUUUGAACAGCUUCAGUGA
Molecule: messenger RNA, 2310 nt
Organism: Rhinocladiella mackenziei CBS 650.93
Lineage: Eukaryota; Fungi; Ascomycota; Eurotiomycetes; Chaetothyriales; Herpotrichiellaceae
Exons: 1
Coding region: 1-2310 (769 amino acids)
Biological process (GO): positive regulation of transcription by RNA polymerase II; DNA-templated transcription
Molecular function (GO): zinc ion binding; sequence-specific DNA binding; DNA-binding transcription factor activity, RNA polymerase II-specific
Source: RefSeq, a predicted model, not a curated record